AUGCGCAACCUCAAGAUUGUAGGAAGGUCGCUCCUGCGAUUUUCUGGAGACGAGCCACUACCGUUAACGGCGACUGCAUGGGACGCCGCCUCAAAUGCACUGGUAUGCGCCUUCGGCCCUUCGGAAUCACGUGCGACCAUCGAACUCAAGAGGCUGCAUUAUACUCGCAACGGCGUCGAGGAAAAGCUUGAAAGCAUCGCAUCGUGGGAUGCGCCGUGCCCGCUGCCCUCGCUUACCCAUGACUCAAUCUUGAGCCUGCACCAUUUCGCCGACACUUCGACAUCAUGUUUGAUUUUGGCCGGAGGAGACAUCGUGCUUGUGCGGGAGGAGCCAUCAUCCACAGAAGAGCUAGUUGAGAUCGUGGGCUCAGUCGAUGCCGGUAUCUCUGCUGCUGCGUGGUCACCAGAUGAAGAACUUCUCGCCAUCACCACACAGGCCGACACCUUACUAUUGAUGAGUCGCGAUAUCGAAAACAUUGCGAGUAUCAAUCUCACUCCCGAAGAUGUCAACGUCUCCAGUCAUGUCUCGGUUGGUUGGGGAAAGAAAGAGACACAGUUCAAAGGCAAACGAGCCAGAGCACUGCAAGAUCCAACAGUACCCGAAAGUAUCGACGAGGGUGUACUUAGCCCACUAGACGAUCGUUCUGUCACAAUAAGCUGGAGAGGUGACGGCGCAUGGUUUGCAGUAAGCAAGGUCGAAGAAGAGCGCCGGCGCAUGAUCCGUGUCUACUCCCGGGAAGGACAGCUGGACAGCGUGAGCGAGCCUGUGGAUGGCCUUGAAGGGGCUCUCAGUUGGAGACCAUCAGGCAAUCUGAUUGCGAGUACUCGCCGGACCGGAGAUAAGAUUGAGGUAGUCUUCUUCGAGCGGAAUGGUCUUCGCCACGGCCAAUUCGAUCUUCGAUUUACCCCGGAAGAGCUUGCGGCCCUCUCGGUUCCGUUAACACUUAAGUGGAAUAGCGACUCCAAUGUGUUAGCUGUAUCAUAUCCUGACAAAGUACAACUUUGGACGAUGAGUAACUACCACUACUAUCUCAAGCAAGAACUUCGAUUUCCGGAGGCUGCUCCUCGGACAGUCAUAUGUAGUUGGCAUGCCGAGCGUCCGCUCGCAGUAGCUUUGUCAACUCCUGAUGCGCUCCAAGUGCUUGAGUACGCGUCUACAAUCUCGGCCGGCUCAGUCGCCCCACCGAACGAUUUUGGCAUGAUUGCUUCAAUAGAUGGAUUAUUCCUGAAACUCACACCACUUCGCAUCGCGAAUGUGCCACCUCCCAUGUCACUUCACACUCUGGCUCUCGACUCAAAACCCAUGGACGUAGCGCUUUCAAAAUCUGGCAAUCGCUUGGCAGUGCUCUCCGACAGCGACCUUGCCGUAUAUGCUCUCGAUCUCAACAAGCGGCCUAUACCCAAGCCUAGUCUCCUCUGGCGCAGUGAUGCGAUAAGUCAUGGGUCACCACGCCACGUCACAUUCUUUGGUGAGGAUCAGAUCUUUGUACUAGCAGACAGCUGGGACGAAGAGGAAAGCUCGCUCUGGCAGUCUGAAGGCGAUGUGUUACUGCCCCAAGGACACAUAAUGGAGACCGAGAACGCUUCUCUACUUUUGGCUAAUGUCCAUCAAGAAACUCCGUACAUCGAGUUUCAGAAUGGUGCCUUACAUCAGGUUGUUGUAGAUGAGCUGAGAUCGGAUUGUGCUCCCCUAACGCCUUUUGUGCACAAGUUUCCUUCAUUUGCGCCCGAGGUUCAAGUGAUCAAUGUUGAAGGCCAGACAUUGGCAUUUGGAUUGACAAAGAGUGGGGUGCUAUACGCCAAUGAGCGCAUACUGGUCCGCAACUGCACUUCUUUCGUGGUUACUACCGCGCAUCUCAUUUUCACAACGACACAACAUCUACUCAAGUUUGUGCAUCUCGCUAGUGCAGAUGAGCUCGAAGUACCCGCAGACGAGCCACAAAAGGAUGAGAGAUGCAGGAGCAUUGAAAGAGGAGCAAAGAUCGUUACUGUGAUGCCUACGACAUACUCAGUCGUGUUGCAGAUGCCAAGAGGUAAUCUUGAGACGAUCUAUCCGCGAGCGCUUGUGCUUGCUGCUAUCCGUCGCAACGUCGAGGCAGAGCGUUACGAUGAAGCCUUCUUUGCUUGUCGUAAUCAGCGCGUCGAUCUGAACAUACUUCAUGAUCACGAUCCGGAGCGGUUCAUGGCGAGCCUGGAGAAGAUUAUUUCACAGAUCAAGAAGAUAGAACAUAUUGACUUGCUCCUGGCGCAGCUCCGUAACGAGGACGUAUCAGAAACCAUGUAUAAGGAAACGUUGAAGACGAAAGAUCUAGCUACGAAGUCAAAGCUCUCCCAAGAUCAAGUCGAGAACAAAGUAAACCGGAUAUGCGACGCUUUCCUAACCGUAUUAGAGAAGUCUCAGUACAAGGACGCGCACCUGCAAAACAUCAUCACAGCCCAUGUCUCCAAGACACCACCAGCUCUGGAAACAGGUCUUGCUAUGAUAGGUCGCCUACAAGCAUCUAACGAUCCCCUCACUGACAAGGCCGCCGAACACAUAUGCUUCCUUGCAGACGUCAACCAACUAUACGACACAUCUUUGGGACUGUACAACCUUGACCUUGCCCUGCUGAUCGCUCAACAGUCACAAAAGGAUCCGCGAGAGUAUCUGCCACACCUGCAGUCUCUGCAAGAUCUGCCCGAAACUCGUCGCAAGUUCAAGAUCGACGACCAGCUCGGACGAAGAGCGAAAGCGCUCACGCAUCUCAAGGAUCUUCAAGCCUACGAUGAGGUACAAGACUAUGUGCAAAAGCACGAUCUCUACCCUGAAGCCUUGAGCAUGUACCAAUACGACAGCACCCGUCUGAAAGAAAUCAUGAGGUUGUACGCAGACUUCUUGAGUACUAACAACAAGAACAAAGAAGCUGCAUUGGCGUACGAAUACCUCAACGAUCAUGCCUCCGCUUGGCCUUGCUAUCGUUCAGCCAACCUCUGGCGUGAGGCUUUGUCGUCUGCUAUUCUCGCCGACGUAAGCGCAGAUGAACUCUCAAGCAUUGCGACAGAUCUCGCAGAAGGCCUCGCAGAAUCCAAAGACUACCUGUCAGCUUCAUCAAUAACACUCGACUACCUCUCCGACCUUGCGUCCGCGGCACGUCUCUUAUGCAGAGGCUGCCACUUCGCCGAAGCAAUUCGCAUCGUCACACUCCGCCGCGAGCCCACUCUCAUCACCGAAGUCAUCGACCCCGGCCUCAUCGAGCGUAGUGCAGACAUGACAGAGUUCCUCGCCGACAUGAAGGGCCAACUGCAAGCCCAGGUACCUCGGCUCAAGGAACUCAGGGCCAAGAAAGCAGAAGAUCCAAUGGCCUUCUACGAGGGUAUGAUCGACGGUCCUGCCGACGCCAACAUCCCCGACAAUAUCUCUCUAGCACCCACAGAUACAACGAGCGGUGGUACAUUCAUGACCAGGUACACGAACCAGACUGGUACGGUGAACACAACAACCACACGCAAGACAAGCAAGAACAAGCGGAGAGAAGAGAGGAAGCGUGCGCGUGGUAAGAAGGGUACAGUAUACGAAGAAGAGUAUCUCACAAACUCCAUCGAACGCCUCAUUGAGCGUAUCAAUAGCAUGCAAGAAGAGAUUCAGCGGCUUGUUGAAGGUUUGGUUAGGCGGGGUAUGAGAGAGCGUGCUGACGCUGUGUCCAACGCUGUCAACGAGGUCAUGCAACGGUGUCAAGAUGCUAUCAAGGAGAUGUAUCCGCCUGUAGCUGCUGGAAGCUCUGAGGGUGUCAAUGGGGUACUGGUUGGAGUUGAGGGCGAGGCGAUGAAGCCAACCGGUGGGGAUGCGACGCUUUGGGAUAGCUUGCAGGAGGUUGGGAAGAAGAGGGAGGCGCCUGUGGUGAAGAUGUUUGAGAGGCUUAGCCUUUUGGGAUAG
Alternaria ventricosa is the source of this 3912-nucleotide messenger RNA. RefSeq lists its product as uncharacterized. The coding region runs from base 1 to 3912 and encodes 1303 amino acids. Lineage: Eukaryota; Fungi; Ascomycota; Dothideomycetes; Pleosporales; Pleosporaceae. Gene Ontology annotation, cellular component: cytosol; elongator holoenzyme complex. The record is from RefSeq and is a predicted model, not a curated record. Gene Ontology annotation, molecular function: protein binding; tRNA binding. Gene Ontology annotation, biological process: tRNA wobble base 5-methoxycarbonylmethyl-2-thiouridinylation. The transcript has 8 exons.